AUGAGGCUACCGCAGACGCUAUCCUUCCUCCUCACUUUCCUCACCACCGUCCACGCACUCGCCUUGCCCGCAUAUCUUGACAACGCCUUCGAGUCAUCGAGAGAGCUGUUCAAGCGCAAAGGUGGAGGCGGUGGUGGAGGUCGAGGAGGAGGUGGCUCCUCAUCAAGUGGUUCGUCAUCAGGCGGUUCGCGAGGCAGCGGUUCGCGAGGGAGCGGUUCGAGUUCUGGCUCAUCUAGUUCAGGUUCAUCCUCUGGCGGAUCUCGAGGCUCGACAUCGACUGGAUCAAGCGGUGGAACAAGCGCACCACGCACCUUCGGCGGAGGAUACUAUGGAGGAGGCGCAUCGACACCAUACAAGCCCGGAACUUCUCGAGGAGGUGUAGCGCCAUACGUACUCGGCGGUGCGGCACUUGGUAUCUUUCCUGGACUUUGGCUGGGCAGCGUGUACGCCUACAGCUACCACGGCUAUUACCCUUACUACAACAGGACAAGCAACCGCAACGAGUCGAAGCCAAUCGAGUGCCUUUGCGACGAGUACAACCCAUGCGGAUGCGACGUGAAGAACGAGACGAGCUAUCUGGACGCGGUCGCGAACAACUUGACAAUCUCCCGUGUCGCUGAUAUCAACGGCACGUCGACUCUGGUCGUCAACGGCACUUUGCCAAACGGCACAUCCACGGACACCAGCGCCGCACGCGGCAUGAAGCAGAAUUUGGCCGAGCUGAGCGGAUUCUGGGUCGUCAUUGCGGGCGUCAUCUACACCGUGUCUUUCAUGUGA
Molecule: messenger RNA, 777 nt
Organism: Fulvia fulva
Lineage: Eukaryota; Fungi; Ascomycota; Dothideomycetes; Mycosphaerellales; Mycosphaerellaceae
Exons: 1
Coding region: 1-777 (258 amino acids)
Source: RefSeq, a predicted model, not a curated record